Molecule: messenger RNA, 480 nt
Organism: Fusarium fujikuroi IMI 58289
Lineage: Eukaryota; Fungi; Ascomycota; Sordariomycetes; Hypocreales; Nectriaceae
Product: probable glutaredoxin
Exons: 2
Coding region: 1-480 (159 amino acids)
Source: RefSeq, a predicted model, not a curated record
AUGUUUGCGCGAACAGUAGCUUCAUCCCUCCGACAAGUCGCCCGGCCUGUCGCCGUCCGCUCAACAGCUCCUCUCUUCCGCACACCAAUUUCCCCCCUCACACCCUUCCAAGCCCGUCUGCUCUCCGACCAAACCCGCUCCGCAAUCGAUAAAGCCGUAGCUUCAGCACCCGUCGUGCUCUUCAUGAAGGGAACGCCUGAGACGCCGCAGUGCGGCUUUUCGCGCGCCGCAAUCCAGAUCCUCGGCCUCCAGGGCGUCAACCCCGAUAAAUUCGCCGCCUUUAACGUCCUCGAGGAUCCCGAGCUGCGCGAGGGUAUCAAGGAGUACUCUGACUGGCCCACGAUUCCUCAGCUCUACGUCGCGAAGGAGUUUAUCGGUGGAACGGAUAUUCUGGUUUCGAUGCAUCAGAAUGGUGAUCUGGCGAAGCUGUUUGAUGAGAAGAAGGUUAUUCUGGAGGGAGAGCCUGAACAGAAGGAAUAG